This is a messenger RNA of Saccostrea cuccullata (small rock oyster), 1178 nucleotides long. RefSeq names its product myosin light chain kinase, smooth muscle-like. Gene Ontology annotation, cellular component: nucleus. The annotation marks the transcript as partial. Gene Ontology annotation, biological process: intracellular signal transduction; positive regulation of apoptotic process; protein phosphorylation. Gene Ontology annotation, molecular function: protein serine/threonine kinase activity; ATP binding. The record is from RefSeq and is a predicted model, not a curated record. The transcript has 11 exons. Lineage: Eukaryota; Metazoa; Mollusca; Bivalvia; Ostreida; Ostreidae.
AUGGCGGAUUGGACAAGGAAAGAAGUAAGAGAAAUGGAAACUGAUACAUUGACCAAUGUAGAGUUGAAGAAACUGUCUCGGUCCCCAGGAGAUAGAGAACCGGAUGAGGAUUGUUCUAGAAAAUCUGAGCUUGCCAGUAUAAGAGCAGUCAGCGUGCACCAAUUUUAUGACAUUUUUGAGGAACUUGGUCGCGGUGCAUUUGGUGUAGUUCAUCGGUCUAUAGAGAAGGACAGUGGAAGGAAGUAUCUCGCCAGGUUUAUCAGCACUCCUUGCCCAGUUGAUAAGGCCACGGUGAAGAAUGAAAUAAGGAUAAUCAGCCAACUUCAUCACCCCAGUAUUGUUCAUCUGAAGGAGGCAUUUGAGGAAAAUCAUGAAAUGAUUUUAAUUAUGGAAUUCCUUUAUGGAGAGGACUUGUUUACCAGGAUAGGAAUGGAAGAUUAUAGAACAGAGGCCGAUGUGAUUAAAUACAUCCAACAGAUCUGUGAGGGACUCAAACACAUGCACGAGAACAACAUUGUCCAUUUGGACCUCAAGCCUGAGAAUAUAGUUUGUGAUUCCAUCAAUCCCUAUCAUCUGAAGAUGAUAGAAUUGGGCCUUGCUGCUGAACUGAAACCUGGGGAGAUUGUCAAAGUGACAACUGCUAAUGCAGGCUUUGCUGCUCCUGAGAUUGUAGACUCUGAACCUAUUGGUUUUUACACAGACAUGUGGGCUGUUGGAGUGCUCUCUUAUGCAUUGUUGAGUGGAUUCUCUCCCUUUGCUGGUGAGGACGACCUGAAGACUAGGCAGAAUGUAAGUCGUUGUGUGUGGGACUUCUCAGACCAGUGUUUUACUGAAGUAUCUUUACAAUCCAAGGACUUCAUUAGGAGACUCCUUGUGAGGAACCCCUAUGAAAGGAUGUCAGUUCAUGAGAGCUUAGACCAUGCCUGGCUGGUGGGUGAUCUUGCCACAAGGACGACACAAAUUGCUUACACUCGGUAUGAUGCAAUCAUGCCCAGGAUCCGAGAACAAUAUCUUGGCUGGCCACAACCACUGAUAGGUAUUGGAGGCAUGGCUAACUUUAGCUCUCUCCGAAGACUUCAUCCCAAAGAGUACCACAUUCAUGAUGCAGAAUUCGAUCACAAGGAGGCAGCUCCAAAAUUUCUCAUGUGUCCUAGAAAUGUAAGUGUGAAAGAAGGCAA